This is a messenger RNA of Bacillus rossius redtenbacheri, 8171 nucleotides long. RefSeq names its product protein Lilipod (gene lili). Bases 238 to 1800 code for a protein of 520 amino acids. Gene Ontology annotation, biological process: signal transduction. Lineage: Eukaryota; Metazoa; Arthropoda; Insecta; Phasmatodea; Bacillidae. Gene Ontology annotation, molecular function: transmembrane signaling receptor activity. The record is from RefSeq and is a predicted model, not a curated record. The transcript is spliced from 11 exons. Gene Ontology annotation, cellular component: plasma membrane.
GGUUUUAAGUCGUGUUGUUGUUUUUACCCUUGGUCGGUUUGUUGCUUACUGUCAGUAGAAGAUUAUUUAACCAGUAGACGUGUUGUCCGUCUGGAAUUGUCACUUAUUUCUGACUUUUACUUAAUAAAUUUCUAAGAACUCAGAGCUCCCAUGCUAAAUCUUUCGUCUAUUUAAAUAUUUAGUAAAAAUGUAUGUGGUACUAAAAAACUGUGAAGCGAUUUUGACAAACAGGUGAAGAUGGACGAGACUGCCGACAUCAGAGAACAGUUAUUCCACAACUCAGUUAGAGAAUAUGUCAUUUUCCUCCUCUUUGGCCUCCUCCUGAUAAUUUUGAGCAGCGCCCUCAUUGGUCGUUUGCGGCGUCGAGACAAAGAUGACUAUGAUGAGGAUGAUGCAGCAGUUUGCAAAAUCAGUGUGUGGCUGUGCACGUUCUCAUUGGCCGUGUCUUUCGGGCAAGUGCUCCUGCUGCCCAUCUCCAUCGUCAGCAAUGAGGUCUUGUUGAACUACCCAGACUCUUACUAUGUCAAGUGGCUGAACAGUUCACUCAUACAAGGCUUUUGGAACCAUAUGUUUUUACUGUCCAACUUAUCAUUAUUUGUUCUCCUUCCUUUUGCAUUUCUCUUUCAAGAAUCAGUGGGUUUUUCAGGCUUUCGUAGGAGCUUGAUAGCGAGGGUCAUAGAAACAUCUAUAGUUUUCACUCUCAUGUCGUUCCUUGUCCUGGGCAUGACUUACAUCUUGUCAUCGUUCCUGGAUGAAGAUAGGUCCAGCAUACAGACCUUGCUCAGUGUAUGGAGCUACUAUUUACCAUUCCAGUACUCUUGUGUCUCAUUCCUGGGUGUACUUAUGCUAGUGUUGUGCACGCCGCUGGGGUUCGUGCACCUGUUCACGGUGGUGGGGGACUUCCUGGUGAAGCCGCAGUUCCUCCGCGACGUGGACGAGGAGUUUGCGGUGGCCCGGCUGGAGGAGGACUGCCUGCGGCGACGCCUGCACCUGGCGAGCGAGACGCGCGGCACGUACCUGCUGCCUCCGCCCAUGUCCCCUCCCGCGGCCGCCUUCGCGGAGGGCGCCUCACUCCUGGGGCUGCAGAACGGGGAGCUGCAGUCGGGGCUGGCCGAGGCCCUCCGCCGGGCCGAGGCCCACUGCCGGCACCUGGAUCAGCUGCGACAUACAUCUUCCCUUCAGAGGAAUUUAGUUUAUCCUGUUGCGAUGGUGCUGCUAAUACUCUUAACAUUUUUGACUGUGAUGAUGGUUCUGCAGAACAUAAUUGUUAUUGUUCUGGGCUAUGGAAACAAGGAUUUGCCAUUCAAUACAACGCAGUUCAAGCUGGGCGACAGCUCGUUGUCCAUGUUGGGCGUGUUCGGCUCGACCCUGGAGAUAGUCCUGAUCUUCUACCUGCAAGUGACGUCGUUCGUCGGCCUGUACACGUCGCGGGUGUUCUCGCGGGUGCGGCCGAGGCCUCGCGGCACCUCGCUCACCCACGUCAUCGUCAACUCCGCGCUGGCGCUGGUGCUGAGCUCCGCCCUGCCGCUGCUCUCCAGGAUACUGGGCAUCACAAACUUUGAUCUCCUUGGGGACUUUGGCCAGAUAGAAUGGCUUGGCAACUUCAAGAUUAUUUUUCUAUACAAUGUGCUAUUUGCUGUCUUCGCUACAGUAAUUCUUUUGAGAGGGAUUACUGCAGUGAUUUUACGGGAAUUAUACGCCCGGUUCUGGAACUGCCUACGCCUUCUUCUGGGACAGUGGAAUGUAAUCCAAAGACUCUCACCUUUACAGUUGCAUUACAUCAUGUAUCAUGAUGAAUAAAUGCCAACCGGUUGUUUAUCAUUUCAUUAAAAGUAUUUGUACGUUUAGUAAGAAUCUGCCAAGUUAGCCAUAACUUGUUAGCAUUUUUCUGUUAUCUUUACUUUUUAUUUGCUCAAUCAAUGUUUUUUUAAGUGUUAAUAAGUGUAAAAUAAAAUUAUUUCAUACGUAGUGCUGAUCACUAUAUUUUAUAUAUUAUUUUUACACACUGCCAUAAUUGUUUAUAUUUUUUGAUCUUGAUUUAUUGCACUUUGGCCCAGUUAUAUUUAUAUACAUGUAUAUAAACUGUACUGACAAUAUUUAAGUGUGUGUAAGUUCCGUUGUGAGUUGAGUAAUGUUGUGGUGAUAUUUUGUAAUGGAGCAUCACUAUAAAAAUUCUUUUGGUAACUAGUGUUGAUAGGUUGUAUGUUGUGAGUAGUGUUAUACAUACCCUUCACAUGGAAGAAAGUAAGACUUAAAGUAAGAUUGAUCCAUAUAGGUCAGUUGCAUCUUCAUUUUCACUAAAAAAUUUUACAAAGCUCAGCACGAUUAUAAUUUUGUGUGGGUAUGAAUUUUAAAGUUUUUCAAAAUUAUGCUCUCUGUUGUCUUUUGUAUUAAGGUCUGUGUGGUAUCCCAUCAGAGGGAAGCAAACAAUGUUUAAUUUAUUGUGGGUGUGAUUGUGGUGUUAUGUAGUGAAUAUUAUAAAAUCAUCAUUUGGUUCUGCAGAUUGUACAUGAAUUUUAUUAAUGCAAUUUCUCAAUGUAUUUUUGGUUCAUGGAUUUGUGUUCUAUAGCAUGCAGCUGCCGUAAAUUAAUCACUAUUGUCGCUGGAGAUGCAAAACCUUGUAUGCUAAUUUUUCAAUCUCAGUCUACGAAAAUCAGUAAAACUAUUCUGUUGUAAGACUAUCUUCAAAUUGAAAACAUUUUAGAUGCAGUCUUUUUUACCUCUCCAAAAUUUAUCAAGUAGGACCUUUCACGUUUUGCAUCUAAGUGGCUGGUUUUAACCAGGAGUCUCAUUACAUUUUAAUUUGUUAAUAAUUCUGAUUAUCUCAUCAUUUUUUUGCAACUGUGCAGUAAGUUAUAAUAGAACUUCUUCUACUAAAAAGAACACCAAACUUUAUUUUGGGAUAGUGUUUCGUUCUUUACUUUAAAAAGACUGUAUUGCUGUCAUUUUUAAAAGAAUGUUGAUAUGAUAGUUAACAUUAGUUGAAACUUCCAUCAUUACAAUGCCAGUGGUGAUUUUCAGAAGUUGUAUAGCUUCCUGUUUAUUUAGCAAGUUAACUUUUCCUGAACUGCUUCACUUGAGUGAGCUUAGGGCCAUUGGUAUUUUGUAAAAACAUUAAGGAUGUAUCUGAUCAAUCUUAUAUUCAAUAGACAUAUUUAACAUUUUAAAAUGUAUGUUCUUGAUAAUGACUUAACCACAGGAAUAGUGUGGUGUCCACAGCACCGGAUAUAAUAUUAUGUUUAUCAAAAUUAUACAUUAUAACUUUGAUAAUGUUUGGUAAUCUUUUCAAGUUAAAAUAACUUGGAAAAUAAGUUUGUAUUAAGGAGCCAUGAACAAGCAUUCUAACCCCUUUUUUUUUUGGUCAAAGUAUUUCAUAUAAUCAUCAUAGUCCAGGCUUAACUGAUUCAUUAUACAUAAACUACCUCACAUUUUUCAUGCUGGAGGUUAGGCUGUACAAACAACUCCUAAAAUAAUAAUUUUUAAUUGCAGUGAAUUUAGAGAUAUCUUAGCUGAUACUCUAUCCUUCAUGUAAUCACCAUUAGCUGUGAUUCGACUCUGCUUAAUUCAAACCAAUCCUGUCAGGCCGGUGAUUUUUUUUCCAUUGCACCAUUCAUUUAACAAUUUUUCCCAAGUGAAUCAUCUGUUCAUUUCUGUUCCAGUAUUAAAUGUCGGAUAUAUUCCCGCUAGUACAACCGACAGCAUCAGACUUAUGUAAGUAUUUGAUAGAGUCGUUAUUUCAUACGAUUGUGCGCACAGUUGACUUGCUUAAAACUAAAGUGCAACCAACAUAAGUGUGGCCUUCAUUACAUUAUGCACCCCGAAAUACUUCUCGUUUUGUCUCAAAUACUUGAACACGAUGCAGUACGUUCUCACUUGGAAGAAAUGAUUCCAAUUUGAUUCCAACUGCAGGUGCUUACUCACGUACAGUUACCAGCAGACGAAUGGGCCUACGUUGCUGUGUGUUUGUGCGUGCGAGUUCCCUUCCAAUAGCUAGACUGAAGUUCAUCAUGUCCUGGGUUGUAGCCGGACGACAACGGUAUGACACGGCAGCAUACACACGGAUGUAAAAACAUUGGUCCUUAACACUCCAUAGCCGCAACUUAACUUGCAAUAGAUUAUGUUUGUACAACAGCCGAUGGCGUAGUCAGACCUGCGCAUGCAUCUCUUCGCCCCUCGUAUAGAUAACUGUAUGCCAUGGUACAUCUGUUGUUUACCGAGUUGAAGCAGACUGCGCGGCAUCAUGCCCAACCUUUUUUUUGCCUGUGGCAAUAUCAUGCUGAGUGAAAUUUACAGACGUGCUGUUCAAGACUGGGGCAUUAAAAUUAACAUUGCGCUAAAUUAAUUUGUGCAAUCUGAAGCUGUACUAAGUUGAGGGAAUUGGAGUAAAUUGUUAAUUAUUAUUGUUGCUACUAUAGUUGAUUCUUGGUUUUUAUACACAACUUUUUUUAAUAUAGCUUAUAAUAGUGAAUAAUUUAAAAAAAUUCAUUGUUUUAGCUAAUUCUGCAUAGCAGUGUUCUGAUGAUAACACCAAUAACUCAGUUAUCUUUAAUUUUGAACUUAAUGAAUUUUUGGGUAAAGAUUAAAUUAAAUUAAAUAAUACAAUUAGACAAAACCCAAUUAUGACAAUGAUCGUGAGUAGAACUUUGACUGAAUUUCAUAUAUUAUUAUCAGUGUAUUUUUCCCAUACAUUUAUUUACCACAAAUUUCUAGCUGUAUGACAAUAAAUUACACAUGAAUUAUUUGGAAUUUAACCUAUUUUUAAUUAAGUUGUAUUGUUUCCUUUAACACCUUCAGUUCAAAGUAAAUUAAGUAAUUUACUUGUGCAUAUAUGUGGGAUAUAUCAGUUAUUUGAUCUUUUUAAACUAACUUGUAUUCUGUAAGAUUUUUAGUCAUGUAGUUUCUUAAUAUUAAUAUAAAAGCAACUGCAUUCCAUACAUAUUGGAAUUUUAAUAUAAGGCUGCGAUAGUAUUUAACAAGACAUUAGUGGUGUAUGUGUGUGUACCAAUUGUGAUAGUAUACACUGUUAACUUAUGCAUAUCCAAUUAUCCCCUUAACAGUGGGAUUCCAAAAUUUCUCAUCUCUUGCUCUAGUAUGUUAUACGUGGACGUUUUAAAACUAAACAUAUAUAAGUAACAUGCCUUGAAACCUCCAGGAGAUUGCAGAGUUUUCAAACCAGUGUCUUCCCAAAAAAACUGUCGGGUGCAUUUCACACCCUUGUAUACAAGCAUAGUUAAAUAUUGAACUUUUUAUAGUGUAAUACUGUGCAGAAAUUACUUUUUUUUUUAACUUUGUUCUGAUUUCUAUUUGGUAUUGCUUAGUUUAGUUGACUGGUGACCAGACGUUUCACUCUCAGGGCCAGUAUAUGUCGUCGGGGGUCUCCCUCUUAUUGUGGUGCCACGUUGGUUUGCAUUGUGUGGAUGUGUUCCAGGCAGUAACCAAGUUAUCUUCUGUUGGCUAAUGUGUGGGUUGUGGAGACUGUGCAUAGCCAGUAAAUUCAUACUUUUAGACUGAGCUAUCACCUUUGCUCAUACACUUUUGUGUGAUACUAAGUGCAAGAAAGGAACUGCUAAAAUAUUUUUUUUUAAUUUUAAAUUUACAAGAGUGGGCUGUCUUGUGUGAUUUUAAUUCCCUGUUGUUUUUCCUAGGCUGUUAAGAAUACAAUGACAGUAAGGUGUGGAUAAUGUAUGAGUGUAUCACCAGUUCAGAAAAAUACAAAAAAAAAAAAAACUAAGAUCUCUUGAUCAUCACUAAGAUAGGAACCCAUUGUAAUGGGUGGUGAUGCUUUGAAGUUUCUGGUUAUUUUAGGAUUCUAAGCUCUCGCUGUAUUUCUUUACUUCAUGAAACAAAACAUUAUGUAUCUUGAUACAACUGCAGAUGUUAUGCUAUGCUCUUACGAUCCAUGUUUUUCUAUAGUAAAAUAUUUACUAUUUUACAUCAGUUUAAACUGACAGUUUCCAAACACUGUCUAAUCUAAUCCACUUAUAUAAUUCUUUGGUCUUAGAAUUUGAGUGAUUUUAGUUGGUUGCUUUUCGUGUUGAAGGGCUUUGUGGAAGUGUUUUGUUGACAAGCUGCUCUGAGACUGAUUCGUGAACACACAUUUCACUGCUGUGCUGUUGGGUAUGUUCACAAGGGUUUGUGAAACUUGCACAUUCCCGUCUCUGCUGUACGUCACGCAACGGAAGCCCGAGAUUAUGUUUCUCUGUUUACUUUGCUGGUGUUAUUAUUUUGUGUUUAGUGUGAGUGUAUGUAUGCACUUCUGUUCCUAUUUCCAGCCAAACUUCUCUCUUGUCCUAUUUUUAUUUUUACUUCAAGGGUUGCAAUUGACAUGGGUUACAAAGACUGCUGUGGAGAUUACGUACCACAUAAUUAGUAGAAAUGUAAAAAUAUGGUGUUUAAAACCAAAGUUAGAAAUUGUUGUGGCUUUUGGUUUAUAUUCAUUGAUUCUGUAGCAUUCUUUUGUAUGUGUGUGUGAAAUUAAUAAUGACUGAAACACAUUUUUUUUUACUUUUGUACUAUAAUACAUAUUUUUGAAAAUCCUUUUAUCAUCUGUUUUGUUGCAUUGUUGAGGAAACAAACAAAGGAAAUAAUUUUUGAACAUUUUAGAGUCACAAGAUGUUUUAUUAGGAUACUUUUAUGGGGUGAGUAUUUGUUAUAGUUUAAGACCCUUUAUGCAGAGCCGGAUCGGGGGUAGGGACUAAAAUUAAAAUAAUUACAGGCAGGACCAUAUGCGGGAUUUCAUUUUGUGAAAAGGGGGAGGGGGGGGGAAUAGAACCACUUUUUCUGCUGUUUUUCUCUCAAUUGUUUUCUAUUUAUUGGUAGGAAUAAUAUUUUUAUAUAUAUUUUAGGAUUGGGGGAUGGGGGGAGGAGUAUAUCCCCUCCAUCCUUUCCUGUGUGUACACCUUUGAGUACAGGAGAACGUUAAGAGAAAGAGAAGUAUAUGUUGCAGUAAAUCAGAAUCCUUACAACCAUAUUCUACCUUCAAAUAAACAUACCGUCUUAAAAAUAUCUACAAUAUCUUGUCACAAAGAUUUGGAUAUACAAUCAUAUUUCAUUGUAUUGUUUCUAUUUUGUUACAAUUUUUUUUCUUCCAAAAAAAUUGUUUUCCAUAGUCACAAUCAGUUGCCUGUUGGCUAUUUAAUCAAUUAAACCUGGAGGUAUUCCAUACCACCCAAAAUGUGUGUGAAUGUUGUGACGACAAGUGAAGGUUGUGUUUUUUUUUACAGUUCCCAUCUUAUAUGUAGGCAGUGACAUGAAAAAAGUGUCUUGCUCUUUUAUCUUGAGUUUCUGAGUUGUUCCUCUGUGGUAAAUAUUGUUGGCAUGAAGUUCUCACAUAUGUGCUGUGUGUUACGAGAUUAACACCUGUGCACAAUACCCAACAAGCAUGCCCUACCAUUCUAAUUAUGUAGUGUGUUUAUCAGGAUUUUGUUCACACACACACACAGAUUGAAGAAUGACAUGUGUAAUAACCCCGUUGUUCAGUGGGGGAUGCUGAAAUCAGCUCACUAAGUGUGUUCAUGUAUGGUUAAAGUACAGCUACAACUCACCAUGCGGCAGGUAAACAUUUAUCAUGCCCCACAAUGAAUGACUCACCUUUAAAAAAUGCACCUUUUAGUCAUUAGGUGUAUGACACUUUCACUAAUUUCAAGUGUUCCCAUUAGAACUGCAGGAUUACUGUCUCAAUUUUUUUCCACCCCAUUUGAAUAGGAUGGUGGAGAUAUUUUGAAACAAAUACUGUAAGAACACUUGCUUUCUGUAUUUUAGUAGAAUUUUUAAGUCUAUUAUGUGUGCACAUCAUGUUUGUGUGUGUAUACAUGAGCACUUAUGUGCAAUUGUGGCAUUAAUUCUAAAAGUAACACCAUAUUUUUACAUUAAUGUUGGUCAGUGUUGUGACACUGUGUGUUACAAAUAUUUUAUAAUAUUCUAGCAUUAUUUCGUACUUUCAUAAAACUGUUUUUGUAGUGUAUGUUGUGCAUUGUGUGAUUUGCUUAUUGCAUUUGUAGUAAUUUCACAUGUUUUGUCUAGUUGAGUUAAACUAUUUAUGUAUAGUCAUAUAUUACAUUAAUUUGUAGUCUUUUACCGUAAUUUUUGUGAAUUCCAAUAAAUCGUACUGUAUAAAAAUUUGUGUAUAAUGUAUUUAUGUACUGGUGAUUAAAGCAACCACACUGGUUUGA